AUUUCCUUUCCAAAGAAGUAGUCAUACAAAUCGAAGUUAAACUCGGAUUGUAUUGUUUGUUCUUAGUACAUUUUGUCGAAUUCAAAUAGAAGACGAAAGAUGAAGGUGUAUUUGAUUGCAGCAUUUUCAUUCCUAGCUGUAUUUGGAGUUGCUCAAUCAUUUACUCAGCAUGAAUUCCAGGAUGCUGUGUGCUCAAUACCCGACAAAUAUCUACUCAGAUUCCUAAAUUGCACUGUUAGUCGUGCCCCAAAAAUCUUUCAAAAGGCAGUCGAUAUCGUACAUGAAUGCGUAGAUACAUUUUAUGAAGUCGAUGGCAAAUUGGAUGCUCUUUUAACAAUUUCUUGUGAUAAUAAUGUACAGACAGACAAGGAUGUUAACGAUUGUUUGCGGGAAAAAGGCAAGGAUAUAAGCGACCCAGACCGACAAGAUGCGUCAACAAUGGAAGAAACUGUCAAAUAUUGUAUCUUUCAGGCAUAAAUCAUAUAUUGGAAUUACUCUGGUGUGAUUAUAAUGUCUAACAUUCGUACAAUUUAUUGUACUUUUUGUAUCCGAACAGCUAAAGAAUUAAAUUGAUUAUGAAGCAUUAAA
Centruroides sculpturatus (bark scorpion) is the source of this 588-nucleotide messenger RNA. RefSeq lists its product as uncharacterized. Lineage: Eukaryota; Metazoa; Arthropoda; Arachnida; Scorpiones; Buthidae. The transcript is spliced from 5 exons. The coding region runs from base 100 to 477 and encodes 125 amino acids. The record is from RefSeq and is a predicted model, not a curated record.